This is a messenger RNA of Armigeres subalbatus, 1473 nucleotides long. Its product is annotated as alpha-tocopherol transfer protein-like. The record is from RefSeq and is a predicted model, not a curated record. The coding region runs from base 387 to 1271 and encodes 294 amino acids. NCBI's taxonomy places the organism in Eukaryota, Metazoa, Arthropoda, Insecta, Diptera, Culicidae. The transcript has 5 exons. Gene Ontology annotation, molecular function: phosphatidylinositol bisphosphate binding. Gene Ontology annotation, cellular component: membrane.
GAGCAUGGUCGCAGUCUAUUCGCGUCUGUUGGCAAAGCCACACAGAGUUUCAGGACCGCUCAACUGUCGGAGUCAAUUUGCGCGCAUUGCUCAACUGUACUCAGUCUGAAUGAGUUUUUUUUCUUCAGUAGUUAUUUUGCAGAGUACUUGCGGUAGUGAAGUUGCAUAAUUGGUACCAAGAUUUUUCCGGAGGAAGCUUAAAACUGCGGACAAAAUGCGCUACAGCCAGCAAUCGGAACUGAUCGCGCCUAGAAAAUAUAUUUUCUGAUAUUUCACGCAUCUUCACCGAAUCUUCGUCUCUUAUGCUGAUGGGUUGUGGAGGAGAGUCCCAGCACUAAUGUAAAUAGUAGGAAGCUAGGAAACGAUAGCCAAUAAACAGUGCCAAAAUGACUACCUUAUCACAUCCCUAUAAAGACUGCCCGGGGCCAAAGGAGGUUCCAACUGAAUACGUAAAAGACGUGGAAAUAUUAUACGAAUGGAUCAAGCAACAACCACGGUUUCCGGCGUUCUCGAAAAACCACGCUCAUCUCUUCCUUCAUGCGUGCGUGUGGAAUUUGGAGGACGCUAAAAAGGCCCUGUACAAGUACGCACACAUCCACGCGACGGCGCCGGAUAUUUUCGACAACCGGGAUGUGCUCUCGUCUGGAGUGCAGUUGGUGCUGAACAUGACCCACAUGGUUUCGCUACCAAAGCUGACACCGGAAGGAUAUCGAUUACUGUGCUACCGCUUGUCCGAUAUGGAUCCAUCGCGGAUGAACUUUGGCGAGGCAGUAAAGACAUUCUGCAUGUUCAACGAUGUCCAGAUUAGCAAGGACGGUCCCAUCGAGGGCUACAUCGUUAUUUUCGACAUGAAAGGCGUUCGGCUGGGUCAUCUGGCACGGGUACAGUUCGGCCCGUUGAGGACGUUCAUGAGUUACAUUCAGGAUGCGCAUCCAGUUCGACUGAAAAAAAUUUACAUCGUCCAUACGGCUUCAUUCAUCAAUCAGGUAAUGGCUCUGGUAAAACCGCUGAUCAGAUCGGAGCUGCUCGGUUUGCUACACUUUUCCACGUCAGGGCCAAUCGACAUUAUGGGGGCUGAUCUUUUACCAAAGGACUACGGUGGUGUUUUUGACGAAUUAGCAACAAUGCACGCGGAGCAGAGGAAGGAAAUUGAAACUGAGUACCGACAGUGGUUGAUAGAUACAGCCGCUUUAAAAGAAGCCCCCAAGGAGAAUAAAAGCAAUUCGAUAAGACCACCAACGAAAUCAUUCCGAGGAAUGGAGAUUGACUAAUUAUAAUCAUGAACUAGAUAAUAAACUCUAACAUAUAAUACACACAUCUGUCAAGACAGGAGGGGACAUCGUUUAAGGAGCGUGUGAUAACAUAUGAACAUGUUUUGGUUGAGGAACUUUUUAAAAAUUUUAGUCCUAUAAUGUGUCAGAAUAAGUGUUGAUUUGUAACAUAUAAGAGAGAUAUAAAUGUUUACGCUACAAA